This is a messenger RNA of Pangasianodon hypophthalmus (striped catfish), 1428 nucleotides long. RefSeq names its product probable flap endonuclease 1 homolog. Lineage: Eukaryota; Metazoa; Chordata; Actinopteri; Siluriformes; Pangasiidae. Gene Ontology annotation, cellular component: nucleus. The record is from RefSeq and is a predicted model, not a curated record. The coding region runs from base 136 to 1173 and encodes 345 amino acids. The transcript has 11 exons. Gene Ontology annotation, molecular function: DNA binding; manganese ion binding; RNA-DNA hybrid ribonuclease activity.
UGUGAGAGGUGAGAACGGCGGCCGGGGAGGGACACACGACCCGCCGUCCUCCUAUUAACGAAACGCGAUGUGUCUUCCUGGAUGGUUUUCAGUGUUUUAACUAGUUAGCAUUUAGAUAACUUUUUAUCCAUUAAAAUGGGAAUCACGAAAUUAGCAGAUUUGAUUCGUGGUGACGCUCCAGGUUCGAUAACUUACAAAGAAAUCGGAGAUUACACUGGGAAAAUAAUUGCACUUGACACCUCCAUUAUUGUGAACCAGUUCCGUUCAGCAGUUCCUAAUCUGAAUUUAAGCUUGUUAGGCGUGUUCUACCGCACGCUGACGUUCCUGGAGCACGACAUCAAGCCGGUGUUUGUGUUCGAUGGAGAUCCUCCUGAGCAGAAGAGAGCUGUGCUGGAGAAAAGAGCGCAAAGUGCAGGCUGGAGCAGCGCACAACGUUCUCACACCGUGUCCUCUAAAACCCGGGAAGUCCUCCGUCUCCUCCAGCUCCUGGGUGUUCCUUGUGUCCAGGCUCCCGGUGAUGCCGAGGCGUUUUGCGCUCAGCUGGUCAGAAGUGGUGCGGUGGAUGCCGUGGCCUCAGAGGACAUGGACACGCUGGCGUUCGGAGGGACGGUUCUCCUUCGCCAGCUCAAUGCGAAGAGAGUCAGCGAGGUGACGGAGUACUCUCUGCCGAAGUUACUGGAAAUCCUGCAGCUGACACAGAAAGAGUUUGUGGAUCUGUGUAUUUUACUGGGAUGUGAUUAUUGUGAUAAGAUCGCGGGUUUGGGGCCGAGUCGAGCGCUGAAGCUCAUCCAGCAGCAUCGCACGAUAGAGGACGUGAUGCUCAACAUCAACAGAAAGACACACCCAGUCCCUGUAGGUUGGCAGUACCAGGCUGCGCGGCGUUUGUUCCUGGACUCGCCCGGCUCCGAGCCGCCGCCUCUGCAGUGGAGCGAGCCGAACGAGAAGGAGCUGGUGAACUUCCUGUGUCAGGAGAAACACCUCAGGGAGGAGAAGGUGCGAAGGAGGAUGGAGACGUUCCGGCAGAAUCUCGCCCACAGGAGGAAGGAGAGAGAGGAGAAAAAAAAGGGAGGAGGCAGACAGACGAGUCUGGACGAAUUCUUUCGUGUGACACGGAAAAGACGGUCUGCAGAAGCAGGAGGAUCCACAGGCAGAAAGCAACCGAAGACUAAAUGAUGCUCCUUUUAUUUAUUUAUUUUUUUAAAGCUUUAAUGACGGAGAGAAGUCGUCGAUUAUUUCAGUCUGAUUCCUGUUUUAUUGUUUUAUUUUUAUUUUAUCUGUAAUUAUGUUGUACAUUUAAGUGGCUUGAAUUAGCUGAUUAUUCAUUUUUUAUGAACAAUGCGAUCAUGUAAAAGACACUACGUUUUAUAAGUUUAUUGUUUUUUUUUAUUUCCAAAGCUUCGUUCUUAAAAUACAAUAUUUCUGUUUUAA